Molecule: messenger RNA, 834 nt
Organism: Corticium candelabrum
Lineage: Eukaryota; Metazoa; Porifera; Homoscleromorpha; Homosclerophorida; Plakinidae
Exons: 1
Coding region: 1-834 (277 amino acids)
Source: RefSeq, a predicted model, not a curated record
AUGGUAUCUGCAGAUGCCUCUUCCUAUGGAAUAGGAGCCGUAUUGAUGCAAGAGCAAAAGGAGGGAACACGUGCGAGAAUAGCAUAUGCCUCGGAAACCCUAACUGAAGCGGAGAAACGAUAUAGCCAGAUAGAAAAGGAAGGCCUUGCUAUUACUUGGGCAUGCGAAAGGUUUGAGCAAUACCCAUCGGUUCGACUAAAGGCCUUCAUACUGGAAACUGAUCAUAAACCCUUGCUGCCGAUAAUGAAUGGCAAGGACAUCAACCAGUGUCCACCAAGGCUACAGAGAUUAAAGAUUCGACUUACCCGUUUUCAUUAUCAUGUGCAGUAUGUACCAAGAAAAGACUUGACAGUAGCAGAUGCCUUGUCUCGUUGCCCGAUGGGAAACACAGGCAACAAUAUGGCAAACAACAUUGAAACCUACAUCAGUGCAGUAACUCUAGCUGGAAUUCCUGCUUCUGAUGCACUGUUAGCUGAUAUUCGUCAAGCUACAGAAAAGGACGCACAACUAUCGAAGAUAUUGGAAUAUAUACGUGAGAGAUGGCCCAACUCAAAAAAUACGAAUGGAACCGAUUGUACGUCAGUUUUUGAAUUGCUAGCAUAUUUCAGUUUUGUAAAUGGUGUUCUGCUAAGGGGAGAUCAAAUUCUCAUGCCCAAGAAAUUACAGAAAGAGAUGUUGAACAAAGCCUAUGAAGGACACUUGGGAGCCGCGAAGUCCAAGGCAAGGGCCCGCGAGCGUAUAUGGUGGCAGGGUAUGAAUAAGGCAAUUGAUGACAUGAUCGAUCGAUGUGAAGUGUGUGCUCAAUUUCGUCACCAACAAAAAGAGAACCCGUAA